Molecule: messenger RNA, 578 nt
Organism: Bubalus bubalis (water buffalo)
Lineage: Eukaryota; Metazoa; Chordata; Mammalia; Artiodactyla; Bovidae
Product: prolactin-inducible protein homolog
Exons: 4
Coding region: 64-504 (146 amino acids)
Biological process (GO): regulation of immune system process; proteolysis
Cellular component (GO): extracellular region
Molecular function (GO): aspartic-type endopeptidase activity
Source: RefSeq, a predicted model, not a curated record
AGUUAUAAAGAACCAUCCUGCUCCCUGGGAACACAGGCUUCUUGGGCACCAAAUUCCUCUGGCAUGCAUUCUCUUCAGCUUCUCUUCAAGACCAGUGCUGCUGCCCUGCUCCUGGGUGUCUGCCUGACACUGCAGACUGGCACAGCUCAAGGACAAAUACAGAAUGUAAUUUCAGCGAAUCUGACAACUUCUCAAAUUGACAACUCAACAGGCUAUGUGAUAACACUUGAAGUUUCAAAUCUCAUAUCUCAAUGCAUAGUGGUUAAAACCACAUUGGAGGUCUCUGACAUGGUCUUUUUUCUUUAUGGUAAUUUUCAUUUUACUAGCUGUCUGUGUGGCGUUAGUACAAGAAGAUUCUUCUGGGAGAUAGACGCACCUGAAAAUGGAAUCAUAACAGGGACAGCUCAAGUUGUGUCAGAGGAGAAUAUAUGCCCUCCUGGUGUGACUAUCUCCACCCCUGUUUAUGAAAUUGUUAUCACACGUGAUGUCAUUAUAACACUCUGAUCUGGAAAGUCUGCCAUUUCUGAGUUUGUGGGCAUCUGUGUAGACUGGAAAAUAAACUUCCUACUGACUUCUCA